AUGUUAUCUAAACGUAUACUAUACCUCGUAGCACUGGCAUUAUGCUUUGGAUAUACUGCGGCACAGUGUCCUAUGGCUAAAUUCCGGCAAGCAAAUGCCGGUGGCAAUGCCCAUGACGCAGAUACACGCGGACAAACUGAAAGUCCGUUUCACCCUGUCGCACAGCACAUGAGACCACCACUUAAUACAGAUCUGUCAAGCAUGGAUGAUAAACCAUCGCCACGUAACAUUAGUCAAGAAAUUUUUCAACAGACGAGGAAUAGGUAUGAUAAGAAUCAUCUCAAUCAUAUGGUCAUGCAAUGGGGUCAAUUCGUAGAUCAUGAUAUUACAGAGACACAUGCUGGGGACGGGGAUGCAUAUGCAAGCAAUAUUCAAUGCGAUGCCGAAGAUCCAAUAUUCAAUGGCAAGAUCAUGAAAUUUACUCGUGCUGCAGGCAUGGACGAUACUAACAGGAAUGCAAUCUCUCACUACAUCGAUGCUUCGAAUAUUUAUGGUUCAGAUAUAGCCAAACAGCUUGAUUUGAGAGCGGUCACAAGCACUGGUUUGAGUCAUUAUCUCCUUAAGAUGACCGAAGGUAUCUUUUACGAUUACGACCUGGGGCCCUACCACUUACUACCUACAAGAAUUGAAGGUGGAUCGGAGGUAUUCUAUUCCGGUGAUGUGCGAACUAUGGAGCAGCCUGGCCUUACAGCCUUACAUACUUUAUUUGCAAGGGAACAUAAUCGCCUUGCCAAGUUGGCAAAGGAAGAUUUGUUUCCUGGACGUGAUGAUGCCGAUCUGGCAGAAAAUGAAUUGAAUCAAGUAUUCGAGGAAGCACGCGUGGUCGUUGAAUCAGAAAUGCAGAAAAUCACAUAUGAAGAUUGGCUACCCGCUAUUACUGGCCGGAAGAUGAUGUCUGAUACAACUACCAACUGUGGCGAUGUGGAUCCUAGCAUUUUGACAAUCUUUUCUGGAGCGCUAUUCAGAUUUGGACACACAAUGGUCAACGAGUUGUUUUGGAGGUUCCAGGUUAAACCCAGGAGAUGGAAAGUUAUGACAGGGGAUGCACGCAGGCGAGAUCUUGAAACUGUCCUUAAAGAUGAGGCAGUGAAACCCAUUCUGGUGGAGCAGGAAGGUGGUGAUGGUGGCGGUGGUACCGAUGACAAGGUCGAAUUCUCUGGCUUUAAAGCACAUAGGAAAGGUCAUCUAAAACUUUCGGGCGAGUGGACAGAGAAUCAUCGUCCAGCAUUUUUCGAUUCCGUGAACGUCUUCUUGCAAACAGAGAUGGAUAUCGAUCCUUUAUUGACUGGCUUGCUACUCCAACCUAAUCAACGUAUCGACACGCAAAUUGUACCCUCGCUACGUGAGCAUUUGUUCCGUAAGAAUCCCGAUACUGUUCUAGUCAAUGACAUUUACACGGACGCUUUCGAUUUGGUAGCGUUAAACAUCCAACGUGGACGUGAUUUGGGUGUUGGUAACUACAUACAGGUGCGUGAAGCUCUUACCGGUUUCAAAGUCACAAAAUGGAGCCAAAUUUCGAGUAAAGGUGCAAUAAGGAGGGCACUCAAGAAAGUCUAUGGUAAUGGAAGAGCUGGUAUGGCCAAAGUUGACCUCUUCGUGGGCAUGCUCGCAGAGGAUCAUGUAACUGGCAGUAGCGUAGGGUCCACGCUUCUGGCGGGAUUGGAGUUGCAAUUCUCACGCCUACAGCGCGGGGACUGCCUGUGGUACACUAAGCGCCUGGCCGAGGACUUGACUUGCAGUACCGCGUUACGAGAGGAGAAAGAAGCUUUAUUAAAUGGUGUGCGAACGCUGGCAGAUGUGAUUGUGGAUAACACUGAGUUACCGGUAACUGGCUUCAACCCCUUCCGCACACGAAAAGGUCAGACACAAGCGCCACCUAUUCAAGGGGCGCCUGGUGGUGAUGCAACUACCAUGUAUGAGCCAAAAAACACGGCAUUAAUGCCUCUAUAAUUUAGUUUUUUUAGUCUAUACCUAUAUAAUAAACAUGAACACAAAAUCC
Sphaeroforma arctica JP610 is the source of this 1999-nucleotide messenger RNA. RefSeq lists its product as hypothetical. The record is from RefSeq and is a predicted model, not a curated record. Lineage: Eukaryota; Ichthyosporea; Ichthyophonida. Gene Ontology annotation, molecular function: heme binding; peroxidase activity. The transcript has a single exon. The coding region runs from base 1 to 1950 and encodes 649 amino acids. Gene Ontology annotation, biological process: response to oxidative stress.